AUGAAGUUCGCCCUCUUCCUGUCCAGCGCCUUGGUUGCCAUUGUUCCCGCCUUGGCCUACUCCUCGACCCAGGCCGGGCUCUUCGCCCAGGACCACUUCCUCGGGCCUUACGUCCACAGCAAUGGGGAUGGAUCUUGCAUUACGACACCCGCGGGUGUCAUCAAUUCUGUGGAGCUGAUUCCUGGCAUGACAUGCCAACUGUAUCGCGAGCCGAGCUGUGCUCAGGAGCCUAUCCCGCUCAAGCGCGAUAGCGCCUCGCUCAGAUACGACAUCGGAGCCCCGGCGCGGAGCGCCCGGUGCCUGAAAUAG
Molecule: messenger RNA, 309 nt
Organism: Aspergillus japonicus CBS 114.51
Lineage: Eukaryota; Fungi; Ascomycota; Eurotiomycetes; Eurotiales; Aspergillaceae
Exons: 4
Coding region: 1-309 (102 amino acids)
Source: RefSeq, a predicted model, not a curated record